UCUUUUUUCUUUUUUUUUUUUCCAAAUAGCUGUUCUUGAUGUGGUUUUGAUUUUAUUUUCUUUCUUCCGGGAUCUGGGUUUUGUGUUGUUUUCUCACUAAUCUACUGAGAUUCUUACAAGUACGAUGUUCAAAGUUUGAAUCUUGGAAUUUCCACAUCUUCUCUCCGCCAUUUCUUCCACAGAAUGUGCAGUUUGUAAAAACUCUAUCUUGAAGAAAUUAUCGAAUCUAGGGUUUCGCUGAUCUGCAGCAGACAUUGACUUUUUUUUCAAUUAAUUUCGGACACAGUUCAUUUCAACUGAAAAAUCUGUUCGAAAAUCCGCCCCCAAUCCAAAUGCUGCUGCUGAACUCUGAUUUUGGAAAGCAAAGUUAUAUUCUGGAGGAAGCUUUUCUUUCUGCUUUCACCCCUUUUGCUUUUUGGGGAUUUAGGGUUUCAACUUUGAACUGACCCUCCUUUUUUUUUGCCUUGCUUGAUUUUGUGUAAUUCUGUUUCUGAAAUUGAUUGUACAGAAUAUCAGAAUAUACAGACCUGUAAAAGAAAAAAAUCAAGAUUUAAUGCAUCUCUCUCUGUGGAAGCCAUUGUCUCACUGCGCUUCUCUGAUCCUUGACAAGAAGAGCAGCAGAAGAAGAGAUGGUUCCGAAAAUUCAACCGAAACGAAAUCGAAUUCAAGAAAACUGCAGGAGAGCAAACUCAGGGAGGCUCUCGAAGAAGCCUCCGAAGACGGGUCCCUCAUCAAAUCGCAAGACAUGGAUUCCGAUUUACUACCAAAUCAAGACGAAGGCAGCGGCUUGGGCAGAUCAAGAUCCCUCGCCCGGUUGAACGCCCAGAAGGAAUUCCUCAGAGCAACUUCCCUCGCAGCCGAGCGGACGUUCGAGUCGAGCGACUCGAUCCCGCAACUCAACGAGGCCUUCUCCAAGUUCAUCACAAUGUACCCGAAAUACGAGUCGUCCGAGAAAAUCGAUCAGCUGAGAGAAGAAGAGUACUCAAAUCUGUCGCUCUCCUCUUCGAAGGUAUGCCUCGAUUACUGCGGAUUCGGGCUUUUUUCGUUGCUGCAAACUGUUCAUUAUUGGGAAUCGUCCACGUUUAGUUUGUCUGAGAUAACCGCUAAUUUGAGCAAUCAUGCUUUGUACGGUGGUGCCGAUAAAGGCACGGUGGAGCACGAUAUAAAGACUCGAAUAAUGGAUUAUCUGAACAUACCCGAAAAUGAAUACGGCCUUGUCUUUACAGUGAGCCGUGGCUCGGCUUUUAAGCUCCUGGCUGAGUCGUACCCUUUCCACACGAACAAAAGGCUGUUGACCAUGUUUGACCACGAGAGCCAAUCGGUGAAUUGGAUGGCUCAGAGCGCUCGAGACAAAGGCGCAAAAGUCAACAGCGCGUGGUUCAAAUGGCCCACCUUAAAACUCUGUUCCACCGAUUUGCGGAAGCAGAUUUCGAACAAGAAGAAGAGGAAGAAAGAUUCUGCGACAGGGUUAUUUGUAUUCCCCGUUCAGUCGAGAGUCACCGGUGCAAAGUACUCGUAUCAAUGGAUGGCGCUUGCACAGCAGAACAACUGGCACGUCUUGCUCGAUGCUGGUGCAUUGGGCCCUAAAGAUAUGGACUCUCUUGGAUUGUCUCUAUUCCGACCCGAUUUCAUCAUCACUUCGUUUUACCGGGUUUUCGGGUACGACCCGACUGGAUUCGGGUGUCUUUUAAUCAAGAAAUCCGUGAUGGCCAGCCUUCAAAAUCAGUCCGGCCAUGCGGGGUCCGGUAUAGUUAAGAUCACGCCCGUUUUUCCUCUCUAUUUGAGCGAUUCGAUGGAUAAUUUCCCUGGUUUUGGCGAAGAAGACGAAGAGGAAGCUAUUGAUGUUAAUUCCGAAGCUCGCCCAGGUGGGUCCCAGUUACCUGCCUUUUCGGGUGCGUUCACUUCCGCUCAGGUGAGGGAUGUUUUCGAGACUGAAAUGGAGCACGAUAAUAGCUCCGAUAGAGACGGGGCGAGCACUAUAUUUGAGGAAAGUGAGAGUAUCUCGUUUGGAGAAGUGAUGAAAAGCCCGGUUUUUAGUGAGGACGAAUCUUCGGAUAACUCGUUGUGGAUUGAUUUGGGGCAGAGUCCGUUAGGGUCCGAUAAUGCCGGCCAAGCGAACAACAAGUACAAGGUGACAUCAUCAUCUUCGUCUCCAUUGCCGCCCGCAUGGUUUUCGAGCCGAAAAAAUAAUAAUAACAAUAAUAAUAAUAAGAUGAUGACUUCUCCGAAAGCAACGAAGGAAUUGUCGUUCGACGCUGCGGUACGAUCGGUUUCUCAAGAAUUCGACCACUUCAAGGAGAUGAUACCCGAAGAAGAAGAGGAAUACACGGAGAGGAGGCAAUGUGGGACCACCCCAAUUGAUGAACAUUUUCAAGAAAUUACCGAAGAGCCAGAAAUCAGCAACUCGAUUUGUCUCGAGAAGGAGAGUGCGAUAAGGAGAGAGACGGAAGGUGAAUUUAGGCUGCUCGAGAGGAGGGAGAGAAGUAGAAGAGUUGCAGGGGGAAGAUUUUUCGGUAUAGAAGAAACGGAGCAGAACGGGAGUAAAGGGAGAAGGGUGUCAUUUAGUACAGAAGACAACAAUAGCAAUAACCAUAGAGGGAAUCUCAGUACGGAAUAUUCUGCCGCUAGUUUAGACGACGAAGACUACAUGAGCAAUGGGGAAUACGAAGACGAUGGUCAAGAUUCAGACAGGGGCGAACCGGAAAUAAGCUGCAGGCAUCUUGACCACAUAAACAUGUUGGGGCUAAACAAGACAACUUCCCGGCUGAGGUUCUUGAUUAACUGGUUGGUGACUUCUCUACUGCAGUUGAGGUUGCCAGGUGGCGGUUCGGCCAAUGACGGUGCGCCACUUGUCCAUAUCUACGGCCCGAAGAUUAAGUACGAGAGGGGCGCUGCAGUGGCGUUCAACGUGAGGGACAGAAACAGGGGUUUGAUAAGUCCGGAAGUUGUGCAGAAACUGGCCGAGUCGAACGGAAUUUCGCUGGGAGUUGGAAUACUGAGCCAUAUUCGGAUAUUGGAUAGCUCGAAACAGCAGAGGAGGUUGUCUUCGAGUUUGGACGAUACUACACUCUGCAAGCCGAUGGAGAACGGGAAAAACGAAGGCAAGAACGGGUUUAUUAGGGUGGAGGUUGUGACUGCUUCAUUGGGGUUUUUGUCGAACUUCGACGAUGUGUACAAGCUGUGGGCGUUUGUGGCCAAGUUUCUUGAUCCGGAUUUUGUGAAAGAGGGUGGCGCGCUUACGCCCGUUGAAGAAGAGAUAGAAGAUGCGGAAAUGGUGUUGAUGAUGAUAAAUAUUUGAAUGAAAAAAGAUGCGUCUUGUUGUAUUAUGUAAACUGGCUUUAUUAUUUAUUCAUUCUUGUUCUUCAUUU
Molecule: messenger RNA, 3368 nt
Organism: Erythranthe guttata (spotted monkey flower)
Lineage: Eukaryota; Viridiplantae; Streptophyta; Magnoliopsida; Lamiales; Phrymaceae
Source: RefSeq, a predicted model, not a curated record